Molecule: messenger RNA, 1686 nt
Organism: Aspergillus pseudonomiae
Lineage: Eukaryota; Fungi; Ascomycota; Eurotiomycetes; Eurotiales; Aspergillaceae
Exons: 4
Coding region: 552-1469 (305 amino acids)
Source: RefSeq, a predicted model, not a curated record
AUAAUGCACCUCGCAAUAUUCGUUGCAGUUCGUGACGUAAAGAAGCACGAAUGAGGAUGUCAUUGGGUUCUGCAAUCUCCAGUUGAGCUGUGCACCUCACACAGGUCAGCCAGCCAUGCAACUUCUGGCCGUCACAUUCAGCAAAUGGCAAUGUCUUCACAUGUUCAUUUCACCAUUCCACUGCAUGAGCAGACCUCUGAGAUGCGUCCAACACACAGGUGCAUGGGUAUACUAUGGAGUGCCGCACCUCUCGAAGCGUAUGCAGCACACUUUCGCUCUGCUGAGGCCUCGGCCAUCUAUCAGGAUGGCAUCAUCUUUCAUCAGAGAUUUGGCAUCCCCGCAUGCAGGAAAUCCCUGAAGCACACCAUCUUGGCAGCGACUGGCCUCAGUAUGGCGCUCCUGCUGUCUUUGUGGUUAACUGUCACCUUCGCAAAGUCCGUCCCUCCAAGAUAUAAAGCCCAGCCUGCUCUUCUGUUAAACAUCAGCGAAGCAACCGUUUCUCUUUUACCGGAAACCAUUCUACUAUCACACAGCCAGUUCUGCCGUACAAGAUGAGCUCCCUUGUCAACACUGCCCUGGCUGCGGUCACAACCAAUGGCAAAGACAGCUUCCUAUAUUAUCAGAACGGGAAAGAUAUCAUCGAAGCCCACUCUGAGUCAGGCUCAAGCUGGACGACCAAGGCUUCCACGGUUACUAGUAACGCUGCCCUGGGUGGCUCGGCUCUGACUGCAUACUAUGUUCAGCACGAUGGGGAUUUCGAAAAGAAGUCGACCAUUCAUGUCGUCUACCUUGAUUCCAGCGCGAAAGUUGCCGACAGAGUUAAGGUUCUUUCCGACGGAACCUGGACAGAUGGGAAGCUUGAUGGAAUUUCGGCAAAACCUGCGUCGAUCUCCCGGAUUACUGGUGGGUCAUUCAAUGGCUCCGACUGGAAUCCGGAUGGAUCCCAAUGGGUCUACUUCAACACAGAGAGCGGUACUCAACUACAAAUCACCGAGAUCCGCCGGGUCCCGAAGAGUCCGUGGUAUACCGAAACAGUGUUACCGGAGAGCGUUCUGGCACUCCCAGGAACCGACCUGGCAAGUAGUAUCGUCAAGGGGACCAUUGACCUCUACUACCAGGACCAUGAGGAAAAUAUCAAUCACUGGGUCAGUCAGGACAGCUCAUGGCAUGACAAGAAGACCCUUGUCCCAGCAAGUGAAGUGGGAAACAGUACCCCCCUUGCUGCAGUGAAUGAUGGCAAGAAGCAUGUCUUUUUUGCAGACAAGAGCAGCCCGUCCAAAAUCAAACACCGCGUUGAUGACAAGACCGUUGAGGUUGCACCCUUUUACCCCGGAACACGCUUCAGUGCUCUUGUUGUCAAUGGCAAGGUGACUCUAUUUUACAAGAAAUUGAACCCUGUCGGCGCCAUUGCAGCCCAAGUUUAUGAUGGCAGCUCGUGGAAGGAUGGAGGAAUUGUCGUCCCUGCUUGAUGCAAGCCCAGAGAGCAAGAUGGAACGUCAAAGUGGCCCAUCUGAAUGUUACAACGCCCAGCUGUAGGGUUGAAGGAUUAUGUCAAUUCUGAGCAGAAGCAAAUUGCCACGAAAUCUAUUUGAAAUAGCUUGUGUUGCUCGACUAGACCCCCGGGCCUUUGGGUUUGGAGGAUACUGCUCCUAGCCCCGUUUAGCGUGUAGUUUUUGUACUGUGACA